Molecule: messenger RNA, 483 nt
Organism: Paramuricea clavata
Lineage: Eukaryota; Metazoa; Cnidaria; Anthozoa; Malacalcyonacea; Plexauridae
Source: the annotation of a GenBank genome assembly
UACGAAUGUUUGGCAAAAAAUGGAGGGAGUUCCGACAAGUGUUCCUUGAGGUUCAAUGAAAGUUUCCGUGUUCAACAGAAAGAUAAGCGCGAAGUAGGCUGGGAAAUGAUGUCAAUUGCUGGAGCAUGUUCAUUCGUUGCUGGAAUUCUAUUCGUGUACAUUUUGAAUUGCUUGGGUAAAAAAUGUACAACGAGGGAUGAUCGUAAUGAUAAUUCAGAGCAUGUCGACGUUUCUCCAGAGAGUCGCCAGCAGCGAAGUGGGAAUGAAGAACUGGGUCCUAACGAGAUGGAAUUACGUCAUACAUCGCGCAGACCUGAGGACGAGGAAAUACGUCAUAGUGCGACAUACGUUAACGUGAUGCCUGUUAAUGUUGAAAACAUGCCAGAUUAUGUUAAUUAUGACGAAAACAGCUAUCAGGAUUUAAAUGAAUUGCGCGAAAGAGAUGAAGACAGAUACCAGUCUUUGAAUGAAAUAAAUAUAUGA